Orbilia oligospora ATCC 24927 is the source of this 699-nucleotide messenger RNA. RefSeq lists its product as uncharacterized. The record is from RefSeq and is a predicted model, not a curated record. The coding region runs from base 1 to 699 and encodes 232 amino acids. The transcript is spliced from 2 exons. Lineage: Eukaryota; Fungi; Ascomycota; Orbiliomycetes; Orbiliales; Orbiliaceae.
AUGAGCGGUCCAUUGGAUUGGUGGGCGAGCUUUGUACGGUCCUUGGGCUGGUUGGAUGCCAUACGUCCGCCCUUCACAUCGAUGAGCGCAGUUGCCCCACAGUUGCAUCCAGUGCAAUUGGAAUCACAACAAGUAUAUCCUAUUCAUAGAACCUGCAACCUCUUAUUCGAGCGCGUGUACUAUGAAUACGACAACCGCGAAUCCAGCCUCUCGGACAGUGGUCUCGUCGACCAGGUCGGCCAACUAGGAUCGAUUGAAAUCAAAAGAAUAGAUGGGGAUAGAUUACUUUCUGAAGAACUUGGAAAGGAGUUUCAGGAGUGUAAACUUAACCCAAACAAUCCGGAACGAACGUGUUCCUUCCAAAGCUUGCCUCCAGCGCCCGGGGACGUUUUCACAGUGUCGUUCCCGGGUGGGCUGGAGAGUCAAGCUAUUAGUAUUGAGAGAGGUCCGGAUACAGCCCGACUCUUUCUGGCAGAACAUCCGGAUCCUGAGCAUCCGGGUAAUUGCGAAGUUGGUGAAUGGAAAGACUGGCAGAAGGAGGAUGAUGGAAAGUUUGCCUUUCCAUUGAAAGAUGUUAAGGGUGUCAAGUCGGCAAAGUCCCGUGUCUAUACUUGCAAAGACUUUGAUUGCAGUACCCCUCGUCCAGCACGCGCACGAGCUCGUCGAGGCUAUCCGAUUGACUUUCGCUUCUAUGCAUAA